Messenger RNA from Frieseomelitta varia, 2101 nucleotides. RefSeq lists its product as uncharacterized. The coding region runs from base 7 to 1788 and encodes 593 amino acids. The transcript has a single exon. The record is from RefSeq and is a predicted model, not a curated record. NCBI's taxonomy places the organism in Eukaryota, Metazoa, Arthropoda, Insecta, Hymenoptera, Apidae.
AUAAGAAUGUCCCAGCCAACGCUCAACUCGAGCUUCAGCGGUAUCAACUUCGUCGGAAUGAAUCGUAACUCCAGACUGUCUUACACUAGUCUCAGGGCGGCUUCUGGGGACAACAGCAUCAACGAGGAGGAGAGACUGUCAGCGCGAAGCGUGCAAGGCUUCGGCGGUGGAAGCUCGAGGGGAAGUUUAACGAUGGAUCAAGGUACCUCGAGAUUGUCACAGCCGGACGUAACGAGAUUUAUCAUGCGCCAGGACGUAUCGGCGAAGAGGGAUCGACUCUCCCAGUCCACUCUAGUUAUCGGUGAUUACCACCCUGGUCGUGGCCAGCAGAGAUUAUCCCAACCUUGCCUAAGCACGGGGAAAGAUCUCAAUUUGCCCACGAUGGUUUUCCAUUCUCCCUCCCCGCCGCCGGUGAAGCACAAGAGAUUCUCCCCUGCCAUACACGCCAGCCAGAGGGAUCGUCUGUCGCAGCUGGACAUUGGUGCUAAAUACAGAAAUUUCAAAGAGUCCGCUGUGACGAAGUUCAAUCGUGAUAGAUUCUCAAUACCGGAACUGGAGACGCAGAACGAUCUUAAGCUGAUAGCUGGCACGCCGAAGCAACGAUUCAGUUUGGACAGUCAACUGACACGUAACCAGGAUGUCACUCGGUCCAGGCUAUUGCCGAUAGCCAGUUCACCCAUCAGUGAACACCAACAGCCGAAGAUCGAGGAGCAAACAACGAUCCCUGCCGGUAAACUUAAGAGUCCCACCAGAGAAGGCCUUGGAAGUGUACUCGUGGCAAGUACAACUCCAAUUCUACCACCGAAUGAAAGGCAACUACUGUCAACCGAAUUGAACAAAAUAGCGACGGCGGUCAGUUCGAUACAGCAGAAGAGUCAAAGGACAACGCUUAGAGCAAACAAGCUUCAUAGAUCGGUCUCGCCGAUUCCUACCAGGGAAAGGAUGUCGGUGCCCGAGAUAAGAAAUUCGAGUCUCCGUCGAUUGCUCGAUCCACCAGCGAGGCAAAGACACAGCAUUACGGGCAAUCUGAGACAGAGCAUAAUCUCCCCGAUCAAACCCCUCGACUUUGGCAGAAAGUCGCCGAAGCAUUUGUUCGAGGAGGCUCUGGAAAGAUUUUGGAAGGACGAGAAAGAUGAGAAUCGAAGGAACGAGAUGUCGAAUUCGGAGACAAUCGCCGACAUUGCCGACGAGCCCAAACACAUUCAGAAACAUUACUCGUACACGUACGAAACGGACGACGGUUCCUCGAUACUUGGAAAGAUAAGCAUGUCCGCGAUACCGAAGAAGAAAUACUUAGAGAGUAAUUUCGAUGAAAACGAACAGGUGAUCACCACGGUGAUCGAAACCGACGUGCCAAUGAUAACGGCCAAUCCGAAGUACGUGAAGAAAUCGUCGUACUCGAGCGAGACACCGAAGUGGAUUCGAAAGUAUUUGGAGGGCGAAAGCCCGAAGAUAGGAAGAAAGACGACGAGCAACAAAGAGAAAUCUAACAGAAGAAACAGUCGGAGGAAAAGCUCUUUGGAAUCGGUGGAAGGCGAGAAAAUUACAGACAAAGUUCGUUCGAAGUCGGUGAGCAGCGGUGAAAGGAGUCCGAUGCUAAGGAACACCGGCAUACAGUACGAGUUGAAGAACAUGAAAAACACGUACGUGAGAAUCGUAUCCUCGAACAAAACUCAAGAGAACAGGUACGAGGUGAAGAUAGAGGACAGCUGGAUCCACGAGAACAAUCACGGACUGUAUGACGAUGAAUGCGACGAUACGGAUUCCGACGACUCUACGUCCAUUUAAAUUGAGCUAACGAUACUAACGAUAACUAACGAUCAAAUAAUGCAAGAACAAAAAUUUGUCCAACUGGAUCUAUAAUGAUAUUUAUAAAUUUGAGAGAUUGAGAAAUAAAUUCAUAUUCUGUACUUAAACCAUUCAAACGCUACGAAUUCUAUGAAAAUUAAUAUUUUCCACCGGUUACCAAUCGAAGACCAUUUGCAACAGGUAACAGUUUGAUUAGCCUAAAGCACACAUACCCUUGAGAACGAAAUAACGAAAACUGACAUGUACGAUCUCAAGUAUUUUUUUUUUCGUGUACACCAUGAACUGACAAUUA